This is a messenger RNA of Aspergillus versicolor CBS 583.65, 1509 nucleotides long. RefSeq names its product bZIP transcription factor. Lineage: Eukaryota; Fungi; Ascomycota; Eurotiomycetes; Eurotiales; Aspergillaceae. Gene Ontology annotation, biological process: regulation of DNA-templated transcription. The record is from RefSeq and is a predicted model, not a curated record. The coding region runs from base 58 to 1341 and encodes 427 amino acids. Gene Ontology annotation, molecular function: DNA-binding transcription factor activity. The transcript has 3 exons.
UGCUAAUACAUCGCCCUACUUCCUUUUGAGCUUAUCUGCGAAAUUAUUCGGCCCAUCAUGGACCGACAAGCACCUAGUGACCCCCCUGUCUUUGAUUGGGGUGAUUUCGAUCAAAGCUGGGGUUUGGAGUCCGAGCCCGCUAAUAUCGCUUCAUUGCUCUCGGCCCGCUCCUAUCUCCUGCCCGGGUCGUAUCCCUCGCCAAAUGCUCAAAGUAGCAGUACGCCGUCAUCACUCCGUCCGGGCGACCUCGGCCUCGAACAAGCAUCUUCCUCCAAUCAGACAAACACAAAUCAAGCAACCCCCACUAAACCGAUGGCACCACGCCCUGGUGCGAAGAAGGCCCGCCCAGCGAAGGACGCCCGUGGAGCGCCUAGCAAGGAGAAUCCUGAUCAGCGUCGCCGAAUGCAGACCCGCGUAGCUCAACGUGCAUAUCGGUCCCGACAGCAAGCCAUGAUCGACGGCCUCAGGAACCGCAUUUCCCUGUUGGAGACUUCAAUGGAGAAAACGAGCUCCGCUAUGUUGUCGUUCAGUGAGAAGCUGGUCCAAAGUGGGGUGCUUAAGGGACACUCCGCUCUAACAACGGAUUUACGUGACACGAUGAAAGUGUUCCACACUACGGCAUCUGGGAUAGUGGCCCUAGACGACGACGAAAUCAGGGUGGAACAACAACAACAACAACCGCCCACAGUCAAGUGGCUGUCACCCCUGGAUGGCACUCAGUUAUCCCACCCGGCUAAUUCAGCGAAGAUGACGAUCAUAGAGGUAUCUGCAUUCAUUCAACAACUGCUCCUAGUAGCCCUCUACCAGAGCCAUCUCGCCCUCCGCGAUACGUCCAUCGGCAUGGACCAACUCCAACGGCCCUUUGGGCUUCUCCUUAGCAUGAUGAACCGGGAACGCUUAACUUCCUACUUCAACGCAGAAUUACAUUCUCUGCUGAGCCAAAAGCCGAUGGAUGGAUGGGACGACGUCCCCUUUUUCAGGCUAGGGGGUGCAGGGACCCAUUAUGCCAAUGGGGAGAACACCGGUCCUGGUGCUUUUGUCGCUCGUCACCAGAGCCGGGGGACCGUGGAGGACCCCUUGUCACUAGUCGGUGCGGAUUUGCAAACGCAGCUGGAGGGAGACUGGUUUGAUUUGCAGGACCUGGAGGGAUACAUUCGAGAGAAGAAUGUGCUCCUGGUUACGGCGGCUGGUGAGCCAGCAAAAGGCUCAAAAGUACAGGCCAGUAUCAAUGUCUUCCGCUUCAUCACUGCGCUGGUCACCAGAGGGGUUUGCCUGGGUCGGUCACCUGGGUUUCAACGCAAAGAUGUAGAGUUCGCCCUGUGUUUUUCGAAAGUUGCUUGAACUUGAAUUCAUGUAGAUGAGUGUUAAUAACUGAUACACACUCGAUGGGUCUAUUUUUACUGUAUCUAUUUUAGUUCUUGUCAACUUGUUUACUGGUAUGGAGAAGCCCUCUAAAUGGCGAAAGUGGGGUUAAGAUGUAAGAUAAGGUUAGAUACUAGUAAUUCGGAG